AUGUCUCUUUCUGAAUUUGUGGGCAAAUCGUUGUUCGGUAGCACAACUCCAUAAACGUUUUUCGAGCUGUGAAGCAACGCUCUGUUCAGGUUCCGGUCGCGCUUCCUGUUAAUGGCCUAGCUCCGUUCUUGCCUCAAUAUCUCUUGGCAAGCACUUUUUCGAACCAGCAACCUCUCUUUCUUACCCCAUCCACCACCACGACGUUGGCGCCAUAUAUCAAACAUGGAGUAUUUCAGCUUGAAGCGCUCCACCGCUGCCGACCGAGCAGGGGCCAAUCUUUCGAGCAAGGUUUACGUGCGCUCAACCAAAAGUGGCAAAGUGCAAAAGAUUGUCCGAGAGCUCUACCUGCGGAACGACAUCCCAUGUUCGUCAAAUUUGUGCAGGGCGUGCUUGGAUAUCGCACCUGCCGACUUCAACCAAAAAACCGCACCUUUUGUCCUCUCAGAUACACCUGCCGGAUCCAAGGACUACCCAAAUGGAAUAUACUUGGUGCCCGACACAAAUGCAUUUCUUACGGGAAUGGACCUUUUCGAAGUGGAAAACGCUUUCCACGAUGUGAUUGUUCUGCAGACUGUUCUGGAAGAAGUCAAGAACCGCUCAUUACCGCUAUAUCAUCGGUUGAUUGCCCUGACGAAACAUGAAAACAAACGCUUCUAUGUCUUCUUCAACGAGUUCCGCCAAGAGACCCAUGUGCCACGAGAUUCCGGAGAGACCAUCAACGACAGGAACGACCGAGCGGUGCGAAGAGCGGUACAGUGGUACAAUGAGCACAUCACCCAGGCUGUUACCGCGAGAAGCAAACAGCAGACACGAGUUCCUACCGUUGUCAUGCUCACCGACGACAGGGAUUGUCUACGCAAAGCAAAGGCCGAUAAGAUCCCAUCAAGUACUCUCGCCGAUUUCGUGUUCGGCCUUGAGAAUGCGGACGAACUACUGGACAUGAUGAGCGCAGCUCAGGACCAAAGAGAAGUAAGGUCGAAGAAGACCGAGCUUUUCUACUCGGAGCACUACACCAUCUCCAAGAUGAUGACGGGCGUCAAAGCAGGCGUCUUACACCAGGGCAUCUUCAACGUCUCACCAUACAACUACUUGGAGGCUUCAGUACACGUUCCCGCUUUCGAAAAAUCUCUACUCGUUCUUGGACGCGAGAAUGGAAAUCGCGCCGUGUCCGGAGACGUCGUCGUUGUUGAGAUCCUCCCUCAGGAUCAGUGGAAGGCACCGUCUACCAAAAUCAUCGAAGAGGAGACUGUCAAUAAGAAUGACAAUCCUGAAGUCGAAGACGGCGAGAACAUCGUUUCUGAGAAGGAACGGAAAGCUCUGCAGGAGGAGGUGAAACGUGCACACGGCCAGAGCACAGAGGGCAGGCCACAACCUACCGCACGCGUAGUCGGCAUCGUCAAGCGAAAUUGGAGGCAAUAUGUUGGACACAUUGAUCGCGAUUCUGUCCGAACCACGUCCAAGUCUGCCAGACAGCAGCAAAUGGUGUUCUUGGUACCUAUGGACAAGCGCGUACCGAAGAUUAGGAUACGCACGCGACAAGCUGGAGAGCUCCUCGGUCAACGUGUACUGGCGACCAUCGAUUCGUGGGAUAGGGACUCACGGUAUCCCAUGGGCCACUUUGUUCGAUCACUUGGAGAACUCGAAUCCAAGGGCGCAGAAACGGAGGCUCUGUUGUUGGAAUGGGAUGUGCAGUAUAAGCCAUUCCCUAAGACAGUGCUAGACUGCCUGCCUGCCGAGGGACACGAUUGGAAGGUGCCAGCGAGUACGGAUGACCCAGGCUGGAAGGGACGCAAGGAUCUGCGAGAUCUCUUGGUCUGCAGUAUCGAUCCCCCAGGCUGUGUCGACAUUGACGAUGCACUCCACGCGCGCAAGCUCCCUAACGGUAACUUUGAAGUCGGUGUUCACAUUGCCGACGUAUCACAUUUCGUCAAGCCCAACAAUGCCAUGGACAAGGAAGCCAGCCAGCGUGGUACUACCGUCUAUCUGGUCGACAAGCGAAUAGACAUGUUGCCGAUGCUUCUCGGUACCGAUCUCUGUUCGUUGAAACCCUACGUAGAACGCUACGCCUUCUCCGUUCUUUGGGAGAUUACACCAGACGCCGACAUCGUUGACUCACAAUUCACCAAAUCAGUCAUCCGCUCCCGUGAAGCUUUCUCCUACGAGCAAGCACAGAUCCGCAUCGACGAUACCGGCGCGCAAGACGACCUCACCACCGGCAUGCGCACCUUGCUAAUGCUCUCCAAAAAGCUCAAGCAAAAGCGCUACGACGCCGGUGCGCUGAACCUUGCCUCACCCGAAGUAAAGGUGCAGACCGAAUCCGAGACCUCCGACCCCGUCGACGUGCAGACCAAACGCCUCCUCGACACCAACUCCCUGGUCGAGGAGUUCAUGUUGCUCGCCAACAUCAGCGUCGCCGCAAAAAACUACUCCGCCUUCCCCCAAACCGCGCUCCUCCGCCGCCACGGCGCGCCCCCAAAGACAAACUUCGAAGAACUCGCCAAUCAGCUCAAGGUAAAGAAGGGCCUCGAGCUCCGCACCGACACCUCCAAAGCCCUCGCCGACUCCCUCGACACCUGCGUCGAAGAAAGCGAGCCCUUCUUCAACACCCUCGUCCGCAUCAUGGCCACCCGCUGCAUGAUGUCCGCCGAGUACUUCUGCGCAGGCACCCAGGCGUACCCAGAAUUCCGCCACUACGGCCUUGCGUCGGAAAUCUACACGCACUUCACGUCCCCCAUCCGACGCUAUGCCGACCUCGAGGCACAUCGCCAAUUGGCAGCGGCUAUCGACUACGAGCCGCUCGACGCUAGUCUGCACUCCAAGGCCAAGCUCGAAGGCGUCUGCAAGAACAUCAACGUGCGGCAUCGCAAUGCGCAGAUGGCAGGGCGCGCGAGCAUAGAGUACUACGUGGGCCAGGCGCUCAAGGGGAAGGACAUAACCGAGGAGGGUUUUGUGAUGAAGGUCUUCUCGAACGGUUUUGUGGUCUUUGUGCCAAGGUUCGGCAUCGAGAGUUUGAUCAGGCUGCGGGAUUUGGCGACCCCAGAGCCGGAGGCGGAGUUUGACGGCGAGAAUUACGUGUUAAGUGUCAAGGGCGGUGUCAACAGGGAAGUAGAGCUGUUUCAGAAGGUUAACGUGCGGAUUACAGAUGAGGUUGAGGAGAGCACAGGAAAGCGGAAGGUCAAGUUGACGCUGGUGUAAAAGGCAUGUUGAUGUUUGGGAUCCUAGCAAAGACAUCCCAGAUGGAGGAUGGGAGUCAUGAUCGUGGCCGUGGGGUGGAUCUGUAGGCAGGGAAGCCAGCAAAGCCUGGUAAUGCAAGAAACGAGUCUCGUAUCAAAGUCGCGACAACGACGUCCCACGUUCGC
This is a messenger RNA of Paraphaeosphaeria sporulosa, 3359 nucleotides long. Its product is annotated as RNB-domain-containing protein. NCBI's taxonomy places the organism in Eukaryota, Fungi, Ascomycota, Dothideomycetes, Pleosporales, Didymosphaeriaceae. The transcript has 3 exons. The coding region runs from base 223 to 3195 and encodes 990 amino acids. The record is from RefSeq and is a predicted model, not a curated record. Gene Ontology annotation, cellular component: cytoplasmic exosome (RNase complex); nuclear exosome (RNase complex). Gene Ontology annotation, biological process: rRNA catabolic process. Gene Ontology annotation, molecular function: RNA binding; 3'-5'-RNA exonuclease activity; endonuclease activity.